CCUUCAUUCCAGUACAGGAAAUAGAAAGUGCUUUGUUUACUGGGAGGAGAGAGAUUUUGCAGCAUGCUGUCUGCAGCUGUCUAAAGUAUUUAGGUUGGGUUGAAACGUUUUCUAAUAGUUUCUGAUUUUGUUUUUGUUUGUAUAUUACUUGCACGGAGUUCCGGGGCAAACAGUCGUUUUCUGCUUUAUUUAAGAGCUCAGACAGAAUAGUGCUAAAUGCGAUUUGAAGCCCGUGUUUGUGAAUGAAAAGAGGAUUCCUCUAGCCCAGCGAAGAUGGACGUCAGCAUCUCCGUGUCCUUCCUUCAAGACGAGCUCGCCUCUACCGUCGAGCACGCAGUGAAGGCGGCUGUUGACACUGUCUUGUGUGAAAUCGCCAAAGUUGUCGGCAGCAAAUUGACUGAAUUUCAGGUGGAAAUGGCUGGAAAGCAGAAAGAGAAUGAGAUUCUGAAGCUGAGGUUGGAAAUAUCAGAGAGCGAGUUGAAAGCUGUGCGGGAAUGCAUGGGCGCUGCAGGUGCAGGCAUUGAACAACCUGCGGCAUUGCAAGAUCCCAUCGAGAGCCACGCUAUCCCUGAAUCUGAAGCAGUUUACACACAAGAGGAGCCCUUUGAGCAGGAGUGGUGUGCCCGUCUAAUGCAGGUUACAGAGCUGCCGUUUGUUAAAGAUGAAGAGGUCCCUCAACAGGAAUGUGUUCCCAUUAAAGAGGAAUUCAUUGAACGGGAAUGUGUCCCCGUCGCAGAGGAAGUUCCUAAUGAAAAUAAUGUCUGUACACUUGAGAGCAACAAGCUGGGAUCCAGUCUGUGUGAUGAUUCUCCAUCUGAAUGUGAAGUGGGAUUUAGAGAACACAACUCCACUCCAUCACCGCACUGCAAAAACUCUUCUAGUGGCAAACCUCAGCACAAUAAACACAGAGAGACGACACCCCAAGAAGAAAAUGUGAAGAAACUGAGAACUCACUCAGUUAAAAUCCCUUCUUUACAAAACAGACCCCCUCUUACUACGGAGAGUACAGAGACACCACAUUCUACAUGUUUUAACAGUUCUGAAGCCCAGGGCAACUUGAAGACCUUGCCUCAUUCAAUGACAGGUGGGAAGAGCUCCUGUCAAUUAGGCUCUGAUAAGACUCACAAGGGAAAUCACACAGGAGGGACUCCAUUGCCCUGUGCUGUUUGUGGGAAGAGUUUCAAAUUUUUAUCAAAGCUUGAAGUCCACCAGCGUGUUCACACUGGAGAGAAGCCUUAUCACUGUACUGAGUGUGGGAAGAGAUUCAGUCAGUUAGGAAACCUUAAAAUCCACCUUCACAGUCAUGCAGGAGACCUACUUUUUCACUGUGCUGACUGUGGGAAGAGUUUCCUUCUGUUAGAAAAACUUAAAAGUCACCAGCGUGUUCACACAGGAGAGAAACCUCAUCACUGUUCUGAAUGUGGAAAGGGUUUCAGCCGAUUGCAAAGCCUUGAAAUCCACCAGCGCAUUCACACAGGAGAGAAACCGUAUCACUGUGCUGAGUGUGAGAAGAGUUUCAGUUGUUUAGAAAACCUUAAAAUCCACCAGCGUGUUCACACAGGCGAGAGACCGUAUCACUGCUUUGAGUGUGGGAAGAGAUUCACGCAGUUAGGACGUCUUCAAUUACACCAGCGCAUUCACACGGGAGAUAAACCGUAUCACUGUGCUGAGUGUGAGAAGAGUUUCAGUUGUUUAGGAAACCUCAAAAUCCACCAGCGGGUUCACACAGGAGAGAAACCUCAUCGCUGCCCCGAAUGUGGGAGUAGUUUCACACAAUUACAAAGUCUUCAAUCACACCAGCGCAUCCACACAGGAGAGAAACCUUAUCACUGUGAAGCAUGUGGUAAAAUUUUCAGUUGUUUAGCAAACCUUAAAAGACACAAUAAAAUCCACACACGUGUGUAACCCUAACCCAGCACUUGGUGGGAAGAAGUUCAGUCAGUUGCAGACUCUUGAGGGACACAAGUGUAUUCUCAGGAUUUCUUCAGGACACCUAAAUAGCAGGAGUACGGCUGACUAAAAUAGAGAAAUAUUUCAUGAAAACUAAAGAAUAAACUUUCUUGGUAAAUUGGGUCACCCCCGAUUGCAAUUUUCAGAUCAAAAACUUGUAGAUGGGAAAAUGUAAACAACAACAUCUUGUUUCGACAGUUCAUCUUGUUGACCAUUCUGAACACAUUAGUACUUUAUUACAUAGAUUUGUUAUGCAUAGAGUUUCCCUUUUUUCUCAUGUAUUGCUCGGUCUGUUCUGUGGAAAACUUCCCUGGUACCUCGAGGCACGGCGCAGUAUAGCGCAGUUAUCAUGCGGGGCAGCUUGAAGAGCACAGACAGUACUUUUUCCAGGGUGUGCCAGACAGUGUGAAUGUAAUGGGCUGUAUAGCGUUUCUCCUGAACAAAGUGAUUUCUGCUUGGGGUUUGUUUAGUGCUGCUCUCCCUUUCUUGGGUACUGUAUUAACAAAUGUAGGCUACUGUAUUUAAUAUGAGUUUGUUGAUUGACUACGAGACUACUGAAGCAAAAACAAUAUUAAAAUGUUCUGCUGUCUGUAUUGAAUGCUAUUUU
Messenger RNA from Polyodon spathula (Mississippi paddlefish), 2557 nucleotides. Its product is annotated as zinc finger protein 23-like. Gene Ontology annotation, biological process: regulation of transcription by RNA polymerase II. The record is from RefSeq and is a predicted model, not a curated record. Bases 274 to 1905 code for a protein of 543 amino acids. Lineage: Eukaryota; Metazoa; Chordata; Actinopteri; Acipenseriformes; Polyodontidae. The transcript is spliced from 3 exons. Gene Ontology annotation, molecular function: RNA polymerase II cis-regulatory region sequence-specific DNA binding; DNA-binding transcription factor activity.